Messenger RNA from Nymphaea colorata (pocket water lily), 2375 nucleotides. RefSeq names its product endoglucanase 6-like. Lineage: Eukaryota; Viridiplantae; Streptophyta; Magnoliopsida; Nymphaeales; Nymphaeaceae. Gene Ontology annotation, molecular function: carbohydrate binding; hydrolase activity, hydrolyzing O-glycosyl compounds. Gene Ontology annotation, biological process: carbohydrate metabolic process. The transcript is spliced from 8 exons. The coding region runs from base 60 to 1943 and encodes 627 amino acids. The record is from RefSeq and is a predicted model, not a curated record.
AGUCUUGGCGAAAAGGAGGAGGAAGGAGGUUCAGAAGGCAGUGAGUUGAAGAACCAGUGAUGAUCAUGAAUCCUCAACCGGCCUCCCUCCUCUUUACUCUCCUUCUCUGCCUCUCUCAGUUUGCAAGGCCGACCUUCGCCGGGCGCCAUAACUACGCAGAGGCAUUAAGCAAGAGCAUCCUCUUCUUCGAGGGCCAAAGGUCAGGCUAUCUCCCCCGCAACCAGAGAGUCUCAUGGAGAUCCAACUCUGCCCUCCAUGACGGAAAGCUACAAGGGAUAGACUUGGUGGGAGGGUAUUAUGAUGCAGGAGACAAUGUGAAGUUUGGACUGCCCAUGGCGUUCACGGUGACGAUGCUGUCAUGGAGUGUAAUGGAAUACCGGCGGCAGAUGGCUGCGCACGGCGAGCUCCGCCACGCCAUGGAGGCCAUAAAAUGGGGGACCGACUACUUCAUCAAGGCCCACCCUCAACCCUACGUCCUGUAUGGCGAGGUGGGUGAUGGAGAUACAGACCACUACUGUUGGCAGAGACCAGAAGAUAUGACGAGCUCCCGGUUUGCCUACCGGAUUGAUGCGAACCAUCCGGGUUCCGACCUCGCCGGAGAAACAGCGGCUGCCAUGGCCGCCGCCUCUUUGGUUUUCCGUCAUUCAGAUCCUCACUAUGCCAAUGAGCUCCUGAUUCAUGCCAAACAGCUAUUUGAAUUCGCGGACACAUAUAGAGGGAAGUACGAUAACAGCAUCACGGUGGCACGGAAAUACUAUCAGUCGGUCAGCGGAUAUGCGGAUGAGCUGCUGUGGGCUGCAGCGUGGCUGUACCGAGCAACUAAGAGGUCUUAUUACCUGGACUACCUGGCAAACAAUGGGGACGCUCAUGGGGGAACCACUUGGUCCAUGACCCAGUUCGGCUGGGACGUCAAGUACGCCGGCGUCCAAGUCCUCGUUUCCAAGAAAUUGACAUUUUUUUCGUUGGGUGGUGGUUCUAUCUGCUGCCAUGUGCAGUUUCUGAUGGAGGGAGCAUCGCCGAAGCAUGUUGAGGUAUUCCGGAGGUACCAGGGAAACGCCGAGAAGUUCAUGUGCUCGUGCUUGGGGAAGAGCGGCGGCGGGGGCCGCAACGUGAGAAGGACGCCCGGCGGCCUUCUCUACCUGCAGCACUGGAACAACCUCCAGUUUGUCACCUCCGCCUCCUUCCUCCUUUCCAUUUACUCCGACCUCCUCUCCUCCUCCCGCAGCAGCCUCAGGUGCUCCUCCGGCGCCGUUGCGCACCCGGCGGAGCUUCUCCUUUUCGCCAAGUCUCAGGUGGAUUACAUCCUUGGUGACAACCCAAGAGGAACGAGCUACAUGGUUGGCUACGGGAUGAACUAUCCUCGACAUGUCCAUCACAGAGCGUCUUCCAUAGUCUCCAUUAAAGUGGAUCCUACCUUCGUUAGUUGCAGAGGCGGAUACAGCACAUGGUUCAGCAAGAAAUCUGGCAAUCCCAACUUGCUGGUUGGGGCAGUGGUGGGUGGCCCUGAUGCGUAUGACAAUUUUAUUGAUGACAGAAGCAACUACCAGCAGACUGAACCUGCAACAUAUAACAAUGCUCCACUUUUGGGGGUGCUUGCUAGGCUAAGUGGUGGGAUCAAUGGAGCACCUACGUACCAGCAUCUUCUUCCAGGUCCAGUUCCUAUAUCAGUGACCCAAGUCGUCACCAAGUCCUGGAUUGCCAAGGGAAGAGCCUAUCACCGUUAUUGGGCAUUCAUCCACAACCGAACCCGGAGACCGGCGAAGAACAUUCGAUUAUCCAUUGGAAAACUUUAUGGUCCAAUAUGGGGAUUGACAAAGGUUGGUAGUGUUUACAGACUCAAGACAAGGUCUCAGACACUGAGACCGGGCCAAGUCGUGCACAUAGCCUAUAUCCAAGCAGCUGGUCCAGCUAUUAUAAAGGUUUCAAGUUAUCAACCCGCGUAAAGAGAAGAGCACAAAGUAAUGAAAGAUGUGAGCUUCUUGGAAGGUACAUUGCCUUAAUUUUGCUAAUCAGAAUCAGUUGAUUGACUUAUUGUACUGGAGUAAAGAUCUUGAGUGGCGGUGAGGAAACAACCUGUCCUUUGGGUGGUGGCUCUGGAAACCUAUGCUGAACGAAGAGUUUUGGUUUAGUAAAGGAAAAAGAGAAUGAAGGGAUGUGGCGAUCUGUUGGCAGUAAACUUUUUUGUGGAUUGGUAGUUUCUUUUAAUGGGGAGCUCAGAAAUGCAAUGCCCAUCUCUGUAAAUUAGCUUCAGAGGUGAGAGGAAUGCAGAGAAGAGCCAGAUUUGUUGAGAAUGCUCAUCCUCAUCCUCCUCCACCUAUGUUUUUUGUUAACUCAAGAUUGGGAAUCUAAUAAAUAGUUAUUGCUCAUCGCUAUCU